Messenger RNA from Lingula anatina, 1856 nucleotides. RefSeq lists its product as uncharacterized. Gene Ontology annotation, biological process: proteolysis. Gene Ontology annotation, molecular function: serine-type endopeptidase activity. The record is from RefSeq and is a predicted model, not a curated record. Lineage: Eukaryota; Metazoa; Brachiopoda; Lingulata; Lingulida; Lingulidae.
AUGGCCAGGAGUCUGAAGUCAGAAGUCCAGAAACUUCAGCUGUGCUGCUUCAAAUGUAACCCGUACAAUGGCCAGGAGUCUGAAGUCAGAAGUCCAGAAACUUCAGCUGUGCUGGUGAUUAGACCUCUGUGUGGUCAGGUUGGACUCCUUGGAGUCAAUGUUCCCGGUCCUGCGGGGGUCGUGGUAUGCGGAGGCAAACAAGAGUAUGCCUUAACAGUGGACCAGAGGGUUCGGAAAAUGUCUGCGAAGGAGAGUCGUACAGAGCUAGAGCUUGUGAUGUUCCGCCUUGUCCAAAUCUGUUAUGAUUACUUUCUUUUCUCACCAGCCACUACGACAUCGUCAACCUCGGUUCCGCCCACCUCGCCUCCAACCGCACUGGAUUCAGCGUUUCGGUUUUUGAAGAGCAUUCCAGGGAACAAGUCCGUCGCGUUAAAUGAACUGGCCGUGUUGGAAUGUGACACUGAACCAGCCACGGGAAUUUCGUGGUUCUUCGGAAAGGUUCCAAUCAUUCAGACUUCCAGAAAACACAUUCUUCUACCGCAUGGGGUGCUCCUUAUUCCUGCCGUUGACGCGACCACAGUAGGGGAGUACACAUGUGUGGCGGAGUUAGACGGGGAGCGCCUGGAAUCUACGGGCUGGAUCACGUCUCCGGAUAUCAAACUGUGUAACCUAGAAAUAACUGAGGGGCCAACGAACGUCACAGUGGCCGUAGGAGAUCUUCAUACAUUUCCUUGUCUGGCAUCACCAGCGGGACAAGUCACGUGGUUCAAGAACAACCAAUCACUGCCAGCGGACGGCCGAAUCCAAGUUCUGGUGAAUGGAUACCUGUUGAUUCGAGGGAUAACCCACGAGGAUGCCGGAGAGUACAAAUGUGUUGCAACAGAUAGAUAUGAUUGCAGGGUGGAGGCAAAAGCCGUUCUUACAGUUUUUGCAAAUAUCAACGAAAUUUGCGGGAGUCCAGUAAUAGCCCAGCCCUGGUCAGCUACACCGGUGCAAAGGGGGUACAUCGUUGGAGGGAGAGAUGCUCGGAUAGGCAGCGCCCCCUGGCAAGUUAUGCUCUGGGAGGCGACUGCUCUAAAUUUCUGCGGUGGAGUCCUACUCAACGAGCUAUGGGUGGCAACAGCAGCUCACUGCUUUUACGAAUUCCAAACAAGGCACAGAAAAAGUUUGACGCCGAGUAAUUUGGUUUUGAAGUUAGGCAAACAUAGCCGUACCGGUAGAGAUCCUCACGAGAAGUCUUACUCCAUGCAGACGUAUUUUGUGCACGAACAAUUCGAGCGAAUUACUUUCGAUUUCGACAUAGCUUUGAUAAAGCUUUCGUCUCGAGUGGAGUUUACGGACUACAUCCGCCCAAUAUGCUUGUCCACUAUUGACAUGAUCCAGCCCAUGUUGGACGGAGAGGCACAGGGUUUUGGGACAAUCACGGGGUGGGGGCAACUGUCACAAGGCGGCAGGUAUCCCCUUUAUCUCAACGAAGUGCGCCUGCCGUUAGUUUCCCAUUCAGUCUGUGAAAGCACGAUGUCAUAUAUCAUUACGGAUAAUAUGUUUUGUGCGGGUUACGCCAGGGAAGUAGUGGGGGACGCCUGCGUCGGGGACAGUGGGGGACCACUGGUCUUUCGAAAUGGGACUCGCUGGUACCUAAUCGGGCUGGUCAGUUGGGGCGAAGGAUGCGCCGCUGAUGGAAAAUACGGCGUAUAUAGCAAAGUGGCCAAUUAUCGAGACUGGAUUGGUUUAAAAAUGCGGUCGAUACCAUAAAAUAUGACGGACAUGUUUUACAUUAUUUUUCAUCUCAUUUUUGUCGGAAAGAUACCAUGCAUGUUGCUCUUAUUACAAAUGAAAAUUUAGAUGAAGAUUUC